CGUGAAGUAACGAGCAAUAGUGAAAGUAAUUCUAUAAAAAAUGCCUGAAGAAGGCGAUGUGGAAGUUGGAACAACUAGUUCUCCAACGGCUCCAACUGAGACGGUGAAUGCUGCUGUUUCAAACCCAACUAGCAGUAAUCCUUAUCCCGUUCUAAAAGUGGAAAAUGAAAACCCUGCGAUUAUUCCAUCAGCUGGUGCGGCUGAACUAGUGGAUAAGGAAACACCCGAGGAUGAUACCUUUGAUCCAAACCAUAUUGCACCGGUAUCAUUCCGGAAGCGACCGGUUUCGACUAUCUCGACAGGCGGCAAACCCCCACCGGUUAUUCAGCGUGCCGUUUCCUAUCAGCCAUCGGUCGGAGGCUUCUCUCAGAGGUCCCAUGGGUCAUCGGCAGCCACUGAUCACCUGAUACCUCCACCUUCGACACCGGAAGAAAAGUCCAAGUUUACCCGAAGGUACUUCGCCGUAGUGACUGCGAUCAGCUACACGUUGUUCCUAAUUGUUUUCGGUAUUAUCGCAUUCGUAACGGAUGCUGUUGAAGAUAAUGCGAGGUACCCGUUGGCGGAAGUCUUUGGGCUGUACAUGGUAUCGGUUGGAAUAGUGUACUUCGUAUUUCUGUACGUAGACAUUCGAAUGCACGUUAAGAAGACUCAUGCAGCUCUCGAAGAGCUAGAACGGAGGCAGCAAGCGUACGAAGAGAUGAUGAACAAAACUGCAACUCAGUUCAACAACGGACCAUUGGCACUGAAUCCUAAUGCUCCUCAGAAAAAUGUCCCCCACGAUUGGGAACUCCCCAAAAUGGCCCCGGUUCCUCACAACUAUUGUUUCGUCAGUGGACGCCAUGGAGAGUUCAUAUAUCUCAAACUGGGAGCCACCUGGUUCUGUUUCGGACUCCUCAUCCAUUCGGUGCUUCUCCUGUCCUACCAAGGAAUUCUCAUGAACAGUACCGAUGCCAAAUGGGCGGCCUGUGCUUCAAACACCACCAUUGCUCUCGAAGUACUUUUCCUAUUCUACUGUCUUUUCCUGGUGUUCUUCUUUUGGAAAUACUCGAACGUCGUGAUCAACCAUUACCGAGGGCUAGCUCGUUUCGGAAUCAUGCAUGCCAUCGGAACAGCCCUAGCUUUUUGGGUUUACACGAUCGUGCGUGAGACACUCGUGGCCAUACGCAUCAAACAAUCCUACAAAGAUGACAAAGUUGAUCCGGAAAACGCCGACCCACAACUCGGACUAGCGAUGAUGAUCUGUCCCGGACCCAAUGAGCUCAACGCAAUCCUGUUCACCUUCUCACCUUAUCUGUACCCAUUCGUGAUCGAGUUCAACAUUUUGAUCGUUGGCCUUCUGUACAUGAUCUACGCCAACAUCAAUCGCUGCCCGAAGAAACUUUCGGCCAAAGGACACGGAGGACACGAGCAUCAUCAUCACAGUCACCACGAAGACGAGGGAAGUGUUUGUUCCGAGCAUCAUCAGGAUGAGGAUCACGAGAUACAAGGAAAGUCGAAGAUGGUUGUGUACGGUGAUUGUCAUGCUUCCAGCCGGGGGCUUUUCCUUGGGAUGAUACUGAUUGUGGCGACUAUCGUGGUGAUCAUCUUGUUUCACAUUGCUGCUAGAGAUGAUGAGUAUCGGGACACCGGAAUCCUACUAGAUUCUAUCUUCGAGCUGUCGGUGUUGUCGAUCAUGACCCUCGCUGUCAUCAUUGCCUACUUCCAAACGGCCAAACUGGACAUCAACCCGCAUCCGAUUUCCCGCAUGGACGACGUUCUGCUAUUCAUCGCCAUCCCGGCAUUCUUCUCCGAGUCGCUGUUCAGUAUGAUCCCGGCCUUCGAGAACCAGUCCAUUUUGAAUGGGUUCAUCAUUUUCAUGCAGCUGCUUCAGAUCCUUAUUCAGACGCCCUGGAUCAUCGAUACUUUAAGGCGGUGUGCCAAUGCCCCGGAGCUGAGGAAAAAGAAACCGGGCAAGGAACUGGUCACCUUCUUGACCAUUGCCAACGUUUCUCUCUGGCUAUACUACACCUUCUCCGUAAAAACAGGUGAUUUCGGAGAUGAGAGAUACGACUUCUACGGAGAUGUGCUGUGGUCAAUCCUGAACCAUUUAUCCCUGCCGCUGAUUAUGUUCUACCGGUUUCACGCGUCCGUUUGUCUGGUGGAUAUCUGGAGACAUUCCUAUGAACCCGGGGAGUUUGCCCAUCAUUGAGGGAGAAGUUGGAAGCCAAAAAAAACAAAGAAAGCAAACAAAAAAUGGCAGCGCUAGUAGAAUUCCAAAGUUGAUAUUAGAGCUUCGAGUGCGCUUCGAGUGAUGGGCGCUUAGCCCAAACCGAAUCAAGUCGACAGAUAACAACACGAGUAGCUAGGAUCUAGAUAUGCAAAUCCGUGUAGUUGUUGACGCAUAGAUAACGAAACAGACAGAGUUGUCAUUGACGAAAUGUGGAGGCGCAAAAAUGAAGAAAGUAGAAAAAAUAUAUACCAAAGUGAUGCAGAAAUUUGGUGGCAGGGUUCUUUUUCCACUGCCAUGUUUUUAUUCAACUUCUGCUGAUAUAAACUUAGUAAUGUAUUGAGCGAAAUAUAUACACCUGUUGUAGUUAAGGUAGAAA
Uranotaenia lowii is the source of this 2585-nucleotide messenger RNA. RefSeq names its product proton channel OtopLc-like. Gene Ontology annotation, biological process: proton transmembrane transport. The transcript has 4 exons. Gene Ontology annotation, molecular function: proton channel activity. Lineage: Eukaryota; Metazoa; Arthropoda; Insecta; Diptera; Culicidae. The record is from RefSeq and is a predicted model, not a curated record. Bases 41 to 2188 code for a protein of 715 amino acids. Gene Ontology annotation, cellular component: membrane.